This is a messenger RNA of Planococcus citri (citrus mealybug), 1200 nucleotides long. RefSeq names its product trypsin-7-like. NCBI's taxonomy places the organism in Eukaryota, Metazoa, Arthropoda, Insecta, Hemiptera, Pseudococcidae. The record is from RefSeq and is a predicted model, not a curated record. Bases 1 to 915 code for a protein of 304 amino acids. Gene Ontology annotation, molecular function: serine-type endopeptidase activity. Gene Ontology annotation, biological process: proteolysis. The transcript is spliced from 7 exons.
AUGUUUCUUGCAUCGAUGAUCGUAUUUAUUAAUGUUGUCAUGAUUCAAUUGCUACAGAUGCCAAUAGCUGAAGGCGUAUUCAUCAACAGACGAUUUCCUAUGGCAAAUAUUAGGCCACAAAGAAGCACAGGAACGGUUGUUUCAAAGUGCCCUAAAUGCGAUUGUAGAAUAUUUACUCGAAAAAAGAGGAUUCUUGGAGGAAUAGAAGCCAAACAAAACGAAUUUCCUUGGAUGGUGGCCUUGAGAACACAAGACGACUUUCUCUGCGGAGCUACAGUCAUCACAAAGCAGCACUUAUUAACUGCUGCACACUGCGUGGAGGGGAUCACUGCAGAAGAAAUUGAAGCAUCUUUGGGUGAACAUAAUCGAGAACUAAAAUAUGACAUAAACAAAGUAACAGUCGGAAUCAAAGAGAUAAUUCAACACCCGGGAUUUACUUACCCAGCUUCAGAUAACGACAUCGCCAUUUUGAAAUUAGACCGCACGAUAUCAUUCAAUAUCCCUCAAAUUCAACCAGCAUGUCUACCAAAUUCUGAAAAUCGAGAUUACGCCGGUUACUUUGGCACCGUUAUUGGAUGGGGUUCCACUGACGAAAAGGAGUCUCUAUCUAACGUGAUGCGGAAAGUAAAAGUUCCUAUCAUUCCGACUGAAGAUUGUAGGACUAAUUAUAGUGAUCUAGACUCGUCGGAUUCAAUAACUGAUAACAUGAUUUGCGCUGGAUACAAUUUUGGAAAACAUGAUGCCUGUGCUGGUGACAGUGGCGGACCUUUACAAAUCAAUCUUGUUGUAACAGGGAUUGUUUCUUGGGGUAUUGGCUGUGGUCGUCCAUAUUACCCAGCCUUCUACACUCGGAUUGAUAGAUAUAGACGUUGGAUACAUGAUAACAUAGGAAAAGAAUGUUUAUGUGAAAUUUAAAGACAACAUUAUUGAAAAAUGGACAUGAAUGGUAUUUUGUUUUCAUGCAAAUGCAGUGUUCCUUAGUGUAUGCGUAAGUAUUACACAUCAUAAUUUUAAAAUAUCGCAGAAAAUUUAUGUAAAACGAUUUUAUGUAGGUAUGUGAGCUUUUUGAAAUUUGAUGUGAUCUUUGAGUUAGGUACGUACUUGUAAAAGUAUACUCAGUGUGCAAGUGGUAAAAUUCUAAUUUUUGUACUAUUCGACAGUUGGUUCACGGUGAAAAAAAAUAAAGGGAUUUCAUGUGAA